Molecule: messenger RNA, 2336 nt
Organism: Heterobasidion irregulare TC 32-1
Lineage: Eukaryota; Fungi; Basidiomycota; Agaricomycetes; Russulales; Bondarzewiaceae
Exons: 11
Coding region: 1-2196 (731 amino acids)
Biological process (GO): RNA processing
Cellular component (GO): nucleus
Molecular function (GO): RNA binding
Source: RefSeq, a predicted model, not a curated record
AUGGACAAAACAAAGUCCAAAUUAGCCGCUUUUUUUGACAAAGACGAAGAUGAAUCUUCGUUCCCACAAAAACCUGUCGAUGAUCAGAAAUUGUCGCAGUAUGCCCAGGGCACUGUGCGAAAGUCCCGGAGAGAGAAAGAGAAGGAGGCAGCUGACGCGAAGAAGAGGGAAGAGGAAGAGAAUGCUGCCAGAGCAUACGCAGAAUUCCUGGACGCUUUUGAGGGUGAGGCUGUAGCCAAAAAGCAAGCAGGGCCAGGAUUUGUUCGUUCGUCAAAAGAUUCGGGGAUCGCUUAUACGCCCUCGGUGCAGUCCAAGGCAGAAGGGUCCUCUCGCAGCAUGCGACCGCUAGAGGAGAUGUCUGAGUCACCUACUCCUCCUUUAGCACCCAAGCCUAAAGGCAAGCGCGCCAUGGAUGCCUUUCUGGAAGAAAUCAAAAACAGAGAUCAGGCGGAAAGAGAAGCUCGAUUUUCGCGGACUGGUUCAAAACAUGUUAACGAUAAACAACUGACAUGCUAUAUAGCAUAUGAAGGCCAGAGUGGCAGUAAGGAUCGCGGAGACCCCGAGACAUCCAAUGUUUUUGUGGCCAAUCUUCCCCCUCACGUCACGGAACAAAGCUUGGGCACAUUCUUUGCGCGCGCGGGUCCGGUUGGUUCGGUCAAAGUGAUGUGGCCUCGUGGUGAUGUCGGUCACGGUCCCGGGGCAGACAUGACGGCCACCCGUCGCACCAAGAAUGCUGGGCUCAGUGGUUUUGUCUCAUUCAUGAAAAGAAAGGAUGCUGAAGCCGCCCUGCGGGAGUUUGACGGAUUUGACUGGGGCGGUUCGGUUCUACGCGUCGGUUGGAGUAAAGCCGUCCCAAUCGCGGCCAAACCCAUUCCAAGUCGAUCGCGUUCACCACCACGUCGACGCCGACAGCCCAGUCGUGGCCGCUAUGAUCGUCGCAGUCGUUCCCCUCGUCGGCACCGCUCCCCUACUGACCGGGCCCACAGCGACGACGACGACGUGACUGUAAUGUUCAUACGCACCGUCGCCGCUGAAGUAAAGGGGCAUAACGAUAAAUAUGAAGAAACUUUACGAGAGAGGGAAAAGGGCAAUGCACGUUAUGCGUUUUUGACCAAUCAUCAGCAUCGAAAGCACAGAUACUACAGGUCCUUGGUGGAUAGGGACCGCAGCCUCGAACGCGAGUUUGAUGACGAGGGCUAUAACAGCGUGUACUCAACAGACUCUGCCGAGGAGUCUGAGAGGGAGCGAACACGGAAGACGAAGCUCGGGAAAUUGGCUCGUAAACGGUUUGAAGCUAUGCUGCGGUCACUGUCAGGAACUAGAGGGGAGUUGGCACGGUGCAUGGCAUUCAGUCUAGAGCAUGCGGAAGCUGCGAAUGAGAUUUCAGACAUCAUCAUCGCAUCCUUAGUUGUCGACGGUACUCCCGUGCCAAGGAAGCUCGCGCGCCUCCACCUGAUCUGCGACAUCCUGCACAACUCCGCCGCCCCCCUGCCCAUGGCCUGGAAAUUCCGGCAAGAGUUCCAGGGCCGCCUGGGCCUCGUCUUCGACCACUUCUCCACGAUCUACCACUCCUUCCCCGGGCGCAUCACGGCCGACAUGUUCAAGAAGCAAAUCACGGCCGUCAUCGACAUCUGGGAAGACUGGAUCGUGUUCCCGCCCGACUUCACCGCCGAGCUCCGCGAGCGUAUCGAAGGGCAGGCGGGAGAGGCGACCCCUGCUCAGGACGAGGCUCCCGAGGUCGAGGAGGAGAGCGUGCCGGUGUUCACGUCGCGGUUCAAGGCCAGCUCGUUCAGGCCGGCCGACGAGGUCGCGCAGGUCGCCACUCCCGCGGCCGAGGGCGCGGCUGGUGGUCUCGACGGCGAGGCGAUGGACGAUGGGAGCGACGGGAUAGACGGCGAGGCGGUGGACGACGUGGACGGGCAGCCGAUGAGCGACGACGUGGACGGACAGCCGCUGGGGGAGGACGUCGAUGGGGAGCCGAUGGGUGAAGAGGUCGACGGGGAGCCUCUGGCUGACGAUGUCGACGGACAGCCGAUGGACGAUGACGUGGACGGGCAGCCCAUCGACAAUGACGAUAAUGUGGACGGCAAACCUCUCGCCGAGGAGCCUGUUGCUGAACACGCACCGGUAGACGAGGGUGACGUGGACGGAGAGCCGAUGGACGACGACAUGGACGGAGCACCGAUCGAUAUCUGAGUGAUCUUACCACCACCAUUACGCAGCUUAGCUAGUUUCUUGCUCUCCGCUCUCCAUCUACUGUACGGGAAUGAACUGCUCCUGCACGCCCAUCCCUGCUCUGGCUCGUAGAUAAUUAUAAAACGAUGCUUAUAUUGUUU